GAGAGAGAGAGACGGGAACGAAAGACGGAAGCUACGAGAAUGUCGGGGAUGAAACCGGCUCCGUUCUGGAAACAAGUUCGUCUCUCGUUCUUGAAUUCCUCCGAUCGAGGAGCCGAUCGAUUGAGGGAGGCGUCGCCGCUGAGGGCUGCCGAGGAGGAGGAGGAUGACGAGGAAGAUACCGCGCUGGUGGCGGAGGUCGAGUCGGUGGCGUCAUCCUCGACGCCGUCGAGGACGGCCUCGUCCAGUUCCUCGAUCGUGGAGUCGAUCCGUGGGUGCGGGCUCCCGGGUCUGAGGGUCGGUAGAGGGGACCUCCGGCGGCGGGUCUUGAUACCGGACCGGUUAUUGGCGGGCAUGGUGGAGGCCGUCAGGUCGAGGAACCUCUGCGCCGCGGAGGUGGCGGCGUUGGAAGGCGGGCAUGGGGAGGAGGAAGCGCCGGAGGCGCCUCUGGUGGUGUUCGUCAACUCGCGGAGCGGGAAGCGCCAUGGCCCCGUCCUCAAGAGCCGGCUCCAGGAGUUGAUCGGCGAGGACCAGGUCUUUGAUCUUUCGGUCACGAAGCCUUCGGAUUUUGUUCAGUAUGGUUUAGCCUUCUUGGAGAGGUUGGCUGACCUAGGCGAUUAUUGUGCAAAGGCUACUCGUGAAAAUUUGAGAGUCAUGGUUGCAGGAGGGGAUGGUACAGUAGGCUGGGUGUUGGAAAGCCUCGGAGAACUUUAUGUGCAAAACAGAGAGCCGGUUCCUCCAAUUGGUAUCAUUCCACUUGGGACAGGAAAUGAUCUAUCUAGGAGCUUUGGUUGGGGCGGUUCAUUUCCUUUUUCAUGGAAGUCAGCUGUGAAAAGGUCAUUAUAUAAGGUUAUUACUGGCCCAAUUUGUCGGCUUGAUAGCUGGCACAUCACUGUCUCAGUUCCUGUAGAAGACAUGAUAGAACUGCCACACUCUCUCAGGCAUCUGGGUGAAAGCACUUUUUUUCCAGAUGGGGAUAUCGAGGGGGUGCUACCUGAAAUGAUUUCUUGCUUUGAUGGGGUCUUCUACAAUUAUUUUAGCAUAGGAAUGGAUGCUCAAGUUGCUUAUAGUUUCCAUCAUUUACGUGAUGAAAAACCAUACCUUGCACAUGGACCAUUAGCAAAUAAGUUGAUUUACACUGGAUAUAGCUGCAAGCAAGGAUGGUUUUUUACACCUUGCAUGAGUGAUCCAAGUUUAAGAGGGCUCAAGAACAUUCUUCACUUAUCCAUUAAAAAGGUUAACUGCUCAGAAUGGGAACAGAUUCUUGUUCCAUCAAGUGUUCGGGCCAUUGUUGCUUUAAAUCUUCACAGCUAUGGAAGUGGGAGGAACCCUUGGGGUAAUCUAAAACCAGAAUAUCUGGAAAAGAGAGGCUUUGUUGAGGCCCACAUGGAUGAUGGCCUGCUCGAGAUAUUUGGCCUAAAGCAAGGGUGGCAUGCAUCACUUGUUAUGGUUGAACUUAUAUCUGCAAAGCACAUCGCACAGGCUGCAGCAAUUAGAUUAGAGAUCAGAGGCGGUGAGUGGAAAGAUGCAUAUAUGCAAAUGGAUGGGGAACCAUGGAAACAGCCACUGAACAAUGAGUAUUCAUCAUUUGUGGAGAUAGAGAGAGUGCCUUGGCGGUCACUUAUUAUAAAUGGGGAAUGAGCAUUUUGAUAUAUUGGGCCAGGUAAGUAAAUGCACCAAAGAAGUGCUGGGAAAGAAAUUUUUUAAGCAUUGCAGAUUUUCUUUUUACUUUAUCAAGCUUCAGAUUGCUCUUUGCUCGAGCAGAUUAGUAAAUAUUACAAAUUGUAAGUUUGGUGCCAUAAAUAAAACAAUAAAUAAAUUCUGAAAGAUCAUUGCUUUUUGUGCAAAUCUUGUCUCAUUGUGAAUUCUUCAAAAGAAGCUAAAUAUAGAAAUUCGAUAUGUUAUUGUGGAUAAACAUUUUUUCUGCUUUACCUUUGCAGAUGCAUAAUAAAGUUAGCUGUGGACUUGCUAAAGAUUGGAUCCUGAUCCUCUGUCUUUUAUCUCAACUAUCUGAAGUUUUUUCAUCAAAAAGUGAAAAAGAGUGACCCAUUAAAUUCCUAUUAACUGUUACUGCAUAAUUGUUUCUGCUUCUCAGGGGCCUUCAGCAACAUAAAUGGCAUCUUUCUAAAAGAAAGCAUGUUGGUUGAACGAUCACUCUGUGUCCAGUUGUGCAGUUCAGUCGGCCAGGUCCGACUCAUGAUUGAAUAAGUGGGUGCCUGCUUGUAAUUUAUAUUUUUUUCUGUUCAUAAAUCUAAUAUAUUCAGUGCUAGUGUAAAAACUGGAAUGUUGAUUCCAAAGGGGCUUCAAUUCUCCAUUCCAAAAGGAAGCUGUAAGAAAUUUAGUAACAGUUGGCAUCAAUGAAUGCCAAAUCAAAUGUUUGGUUGGAAGGAAGUUGUACUAUGUAGGAUUGUCCUCAAAAUUCCAUUCACAGCAAAGUAA
Molecule: messenger RNA, 2436 nt
Organism: Musa acuminata subsp. malaccensis (wild Malaysian banana)
Lineage: Eukaryota; Viridiplantae; Streptophyta; Magnoliopsida; Zingiberales; Musaceae
Source: RefSeq, a predicted model, not a curated record